This is a messenger RNA of Suillus bovinus, 852 nucleotides long. RefSeq lists its product as uncharacterized. Bases 177 to 791 code for a protein of 204 amino acids. The record is from RefSeq and is a predicted model, not a curated record. The transcript has 3 exons. Lineage: Eukaryota; Fungi; Basidiomycota; Agaricomycetes; Boletales; Suillaceae.
GCUUUCGCUGUUACCCCUUUGACAGGAGAAUAUCAGGUUUUCGUGGCACGAAAAUUCAAUGUUUUCCUGUCAAAGUGCUGUGGAGAGCGGACAACCAUUGUCGUUUGUGACCUUAGUGGCUAGUCGGCACAUGCACAACUCAAUGCUUGUGGACGGAUGGCAAGGGUAGUAUAAAUAUGCGAAACGUCGUCAGGCUCCUCCCAAGAUCUCACUGCCAACCCGUCUAUAAUUCAAUGCCUAAAUCUACCAUACUCUCAGACACGAGUCUGCACUUUGGUCUCUAUGAGGACGAUUGUGUCGAGUCGUAUGCCACCAAACCAGAAGUCGAGCACACACUCACUGCUUUCGGAGAGCUCUCCCUCAGCCAAGAAGAAAUUCUUGGCUUCCCUCCAAGCGAUAUUCGUCGCCGUAAUCAAUUGCGUUUGAAGGCGAGGCGUAAAAGUGCCCAGUACAGUCCACAGAUUCCAGAAGAGAAAUCCUGGGACCCAUUGACGUUUUCCCAAAUUUCGACUCCUCUAACGCCCACUGAGUUUUUCAAUAGAUUUAGACACACCGUGCGACGCGCUUAUCAGCGCGCGCAGGCAGAAGGUGCUGAGGCCGAAACCCAAUCUCGUACAGCUGACUCAGGAAAGUCAACCCCUAGUGACUCGAGUGCUUCACAUGAUUACCAACCGGGGCAGUCGGUGAUAGUAAAUGAUUUUUCUUCUGUUUCUGAAGUUCGUGAACUGGUCAAGGAAUGGAGGAAACCGCCUUUGAGACCUGGAAUUCCGAAGUGGGAUGUCGAUGAUUGAGUGUAGUUGCAAUUCUAUAUGCUGUAUAUAUAUCGACUGAAUAUCGACGCAAUCCAUGUUG